Molecule: messenger RNA, 942 nt
Organism: Cylicostephanus goldi
Lineage: Eukaryota; Metazoa; Nematoda; Chromadorea; Rhabditida; Strongylidae
Source: the annotation of a GenBank genome assembly
AUGAAGUGGUUCUGGUUUAUCACCCUUAUCGUACCCGUCCUCGCCUACCCACUUGAAUCGGAUGGAAGUGGUGCGCCUCGUCUGUGUCCCUACUCAGGAGAAGCUGCUCCAGCUUAUCCACCAUGCGACUACAUUCCCCAGGAGGAAGUGACCGAACCGCCUCAGGAGUGCAAUACUUGCGCCAUGGAAGAGCCGACGAUUCCACCUACACCGGAGCCAUGCAGCUGUUGUGCUGUGGAACAGGCAGAAGAGCCAGAGACUACACCUGCUCCCGAGUCCUGCUGCUGUACGGAGCCAGUACCGGAACCGGAACCGACCCCGGCACCGGCAUGUGCCUGUCCCCCGAUGGAAGAAGAGACUACAGUUGCUCCUGAUAUGUGUGAAUGCCCUCAGCGCCGUCCUGUGGAUGCGGAUGCGGCUGCGGCUGUGGAUGCUGUGACUGCUGCUGCGACUGCUGUGAAGAACCAACGACAACCACUACCACAACCACUACGACAACGACUACCACCACCACUACCACUACGACGCCAACAACGACUACGACCAGCCCUCCAUGUUGUUGCUGCUGCUGCCGAAGGAGACCUAGCUGUGGCUGUGGAUGCGGUUGCGGUAAUGGGCUGCGCUGAUGGCUGGUUCCGCUAUCAAGACUCCUGCUAUUACAUGGAACUGACUAAGAUGGAUGCAGCAAGCGCUGAGAGAGCCUGCAACGAAAAAGGAGGAUCACUGUUUGUGGCCGAUACCCUUGCCGAAUUCAACGAAGUGAUGAAGGAGGCCCCACUCUAUUUCUGGAGCUGGAUUGGACUUGGGCAGUCUGAAGGUGACAGUUAUCCGAAGUGGCACAUGCAGGGAACUUCACCGAUGAAAUGCGAGAGAUGCCUCCCUCCACCCAUGUUUGUGCCAAUUUGGGAUGGCAUCUACGGAAUGGACCCAUCCCUACUGUAA